AAGAGCAUCCAGCCAUGGCGGCUUGUAGAAUUCUCUCUGUCUGAGUUGAGUUGAAAAUGGAGAAGCAACCAGGCCUCCCAACUCACACAGUGCAGGCAGUGCCACGGAUUUGGUUCAAUCGUUUCCAUGCUGCAGUGUAUAGCUGUGCACUCUUUGCCUUCUUCUAUCACAGGCUUCUCUCCCUACUGCAAGCCACAACGCUGCUCUCCUUCACCUCCUUCCUCUUACUCACCCUUGCCGACCUUGUCUUCUCCCUCAUGUGGGUAUUGUCCCAGGCCUUCCGCUGGACUCCGGUGCGACGGCGCGCCUUCCCGGACAACCUCCGGAACAAGCUCCCCGAGGCCGAGCUCCCGGCUCUCGACGUCUUCAUAUGCACCGCGGACCCCCUCAGGGAGCCGCCUAUCGAUGUCGCGAACACGGCCUUGUCGGCCAUGGCGUUCGACUAUCCGGCCGAUAAGAUAUCGGUUUACGUCUCCGACGACGGUGGGUCGAAGCUUACGCUCUUGGCUUUCAUAGAGGCGGCGAGGUUCGCCAAGAAGUGGGUUCCCUUCUGCAAGGAGCAUAAGAUAAGGGAGAGGAACCCGCAGGCUUACUUCACUAGUGCCAGCAACGGAGGGUACAUGGUCGAAGGGUGGAGGGAAAUGAAGGAUAUGUAUGAGGAGAUGAAAGAGAGGGUGGAGAGUGCAGUGGAAAGAGGGGACGUCAACGAGGAUCAAGUCAUCCACGAGGAAAAUCUUAUGGCUUUUCAGAAGUGGACGCCUGGCUUUUCUCGUAGGAACCAUCCAACAGUUAUAGAGGUGUUGUUAGCAGCAGGCAAGGAUGCGGAUGCCAUGGGCCAUGCCAUGCCAAACCUUGUAUAUUUGUCCAGAGAAAAGAGCAUCACUUCUCAUCACCAUUUCAAAGCUGGAGCCCUGAACACAUUGCUAAGGGUAUCAUCAGUGAUGAGCAAUGCUCCCAUACUACUGAACCUAGACUGCGACAUGUACUCGAAUGAUCCGGCGGCACCAUACAGGGCUCUAUGCUUCUUGCUGGAUCCAGAUUUGAGCACCACUUUGGCCUUUGUUCAGUUCCCACAGAUAUAUCAUGGGAUCAACAAGAAUGACAUCUACGGCAAUGAGUAUAAGCGCCCAUUUCAGAUCAACCCAUUGGGUAUGGAUGGUUCAGGAGGCCCCAACUACAUCGGCACCGGCUGUUUUUUCCAGCGUAGAGCUUUUGCAGGCAAGCCGGCAUUGAAACCGCAUUCAGAAAUCAUACUGGAGGGAUCCUCCACCAACAAUGGAGGAAGAGAGCCUAUUUGGUCACAAAGAACUUUAGAAGCAGCUCAUCGUGUUGCAGGCUGCAAUUACGAGCAGGGGACUGAGUGGGGCUCCUCAAUAGGGUUCAGGUAUGGAUCGUUGGUGGAGGAUUUUCACACGGGAUACAUGCUGCACUCUGAGGGGUGGCGGUCGGCAUUUUACAAUCCGCCGGAGCCGUCAUUCCUAGCCGACUUUCCGAUGACCCUCAACGAUGUGCUGUGCCAGUGCAAGAGGUGGACGGUGGGGCUGCUGGAAGUGUCCUUCUCCUGCUUUAGGUGCCCACUUACCUUUGGGCUCCGCCACUCUGCCUCUCUCAUCGCCGCCAUGUCCUACGCCCACUACUCCUUUUGGCCCCUGUGGUGCAUACCUAUCACCAUUUAUGCUCUCCUCCCCCAGUUCACUCUCCUCCUUGGUCUUCCCAUCUUUCCUAAGGCAACUGAUCCAUGGAUUUUCCUCUAUGUAUACCUCUUUCUUGCCUCCUACGGCCAAGACAUGCUCGAGUACAUCAUGGAAGGCAGCACGUUGGCCAGGUGGUGGAAUGAGCAGAGAAUGUGGAUGAUCAAAGGGGUCUCCUCUUUCCUCUUUGGCUUUCUUGAGUUCUUACUGCAACAGAUGGGCAUAUUCAGGUCAGGAUUCAACAUAACUAGCAAGGUUGCAGAUGAUCGGACUGCUAAGAGGUACAGGCAAGGUGUCGUCGAUUUCGGUGUCGCUUCGCAGAUGUUCUUCAGCAUCUCUGCUGCUGCCGUCAUCAGUUUGGUGGCACUGGCAGUUGGUUCUGUUAGGGUAUUGCUGCAGGGAGGUGGGGACGAGAUGGCAGUCCAGUUGUUCAUCUCUGGCUUUGUUGUGCUGAACUCUUGGCCUGUAUUUGAGGCAAUGGUGCUUAGGAGCGACAGUGGAAGGAUGCCCAAGAGGAUCACAUUGUUCGCCGGCUUCGUGGGGUAUGCUUUCUUCUUCAUGGCAGAGCUUGCUAGGGGAAAUUAGUCCGUGUAAAAGAGAGAGAGAGACAGAGAGAACAAGAAAACCUCUAUUUGUGAAGCGCACAGUUACAGCGGUUUUUUUCUCUAAUGUUAUGACGAAUAAAGACAUAAGGAGAGCUAGCUAUGUAUA
This is a messenger RNA of Nymphaea colorata (pocket water lily), 2402 nucleotides long. Its product is annotated as cellulose synthase-like protein G2. Lineage: Eukaryota; Viridiplantae; Streptophyta; Magnoliopsida; Nymphaeales; Nymphaeaceae. The transcript has 6 exons. Gene Ontology annotation, molecular function: mannan synthase activity; cellulose synthase (UDP-forming) activity. Gene Ontology annotation, cellular component: plasma membrane; trans-Golgi network. Gene Ontology annotation, biological process: cellulose biosynthetic process; plant-type primary cell wall biogenesis. Bases 57 to 2276 code for a protein of 739 amino acids. The record is from RefSeq and is a predicted model, not a curated record.